AUGGCUAGUGCGGCAAUUGUAGGAGACACGAGCUCCUGGGCUCGAGCGCUCGUUACGAUCUCUCCUUACACCUUCUCCCAAUUUCGCUAUGGUACACACACCAAGUUUUGUGUGCACCAACUCACACGGCGGGGAGAGGGCCACGUCGCCCAAGCCAGCAACGGAGGGCCAGGAUUGAGCGAGCUGGGCAGAGUACACCUCCCUGCCCAACUCACAGAUCUACUGUCGACGAGAAGGAAGGACAUCAGAACAAGGAAAGCGAGGACGACGAGGUUCCUUCAGCCGACGAGCAGCGGAGUCGAUAACCAGGAGAGCCUCGACGAGAGCGAAUCGUCCUUCCUCGAGUCUCGGUAUUUUGGCCGACCUUUCUCGCGUAUUUGCUCCGAUGUUCCUCCUGUUGCUGAAGUUGUUCCUCCUGCAACUGAAGUUGUUCCUUCUGCAAAAAGAGUUAAGUUUGCUGCUGGGAAGUCUGGUAAGACCUCUGCAGGGAAGUCUGGUGAGACUUCUGCUGGGAAGUCUAGGGGGAAGUCUUCUGGAAAGUCUGAGGGAAAGUCUUCUGGGAAAGCUACAUGGAAAUCUGUUGGGACGGCUGGGGGGAAGUCUGCCGGCAAAGUUGUCCGGGAGUCUGCCGGGAAAGGUGUGGGGAAGUCUGCUAGGAAAGGCAAGAGCAAUAAACCACAUGAAACGCAGCAUCGAUGUCACACAUCAUCAUUGUUGAGUGUUAUUGAAUUUUGGAAGAAGGAUGAGGCCUACUAUGAGGAAUGCGAGAAGGAGCUUAAGAAGGCGGGGUUCGAUGGAUUGCUGGAGAUACGAUUGUGCGGCGUCGAUAAGUCUCUGUUGUGUGCAAUGGCACGACACUACGAUACUAUUUCUUGGAGCUUCAUUUUCGGAGAGGGAGAGAAUAGGAAGGUGCUUCCCUUAGAGGACGAGGACGUGGCUCGUGUUUAUAGCCUUCCUCACGUUGUGGAAGAAAUAGUGCUGGAUAAGUGCUUGUACAAAACCAAGUUGUCGGCUUUUCAAGCCGAGAUUGGGAUGGGAGGAAACAGAGUAGUCUUGCUGCAGUUGAAGGAAAGGCAUUCCUUGACUGGGGUCAAUGGAGAUGUCCACUACCUCGUUGUCCAUCUGUUGGAGAUUUUGAAGGUCAAAGGUGUUGGGACCUCCAUCACCCCAACCUGUAGCUACUGGUUCAAGGAUCGUCAAAUAAAGAGGUUUGAUGGUUCUGCUGGAGAUAAAGGGCAAAGCAGCACACAAGCUCUUGAUGCUCCUGAGUUUUACAUGGACGAAGAUCAGCUUAAGGUGUUGAAGUGCAUGACUGAGUCCAUGUUCAAUAAGUGGAAGGCACGACUUGCAAGAUUGGAAACGUGCAUGGAGCCCCAAUGUGGACAGGAAUGA
This is a messenger RNA of Linum trigynum, 1392 nucleotides long. Lineage: Eukaryota; Viridiplantae; Streptophyta; Magnoliopsida; Malpighiales; Linaceae. The record is from the annotation of a GenBank genome assembly.